Molecule: messenger RNA, 1815 nt
Organism: Dermacentor silvarum
Lineage: Eukaryota; Metazoa; Arthropoda; Arachnida; Ixodida; Ixodidae
Product: TNF receptor-associated factor 3
Exons: 2
Coding region: 363-980 (205 amino acids)
Biological process (GO): positive regulation of JNK cascade; regulation of canonical NF-kappaB signal transduction; tumor necrosis factor-mediated signaling pathway
Cellular component (GO): cytoplasmic side of plasma membrane; plasma membrane signaling receptor complex
Molecular function (GO): ubiquitin protein ligase binding; tumor necrosis factor receptor binding
Source: RefSeq, a predicted model, not a curated record
AACGUCUAAAAAGGCGAAAGAAAAACACGGCCCCACUCUCUUCUCCUAGCCGCGUUUAGCCACAGAAGAGAGCCGGCUCACAUUUUCGUUCGGCUCUGGGCGUUAUCUUAUCUCCGUUCGCCUCCACGUUAUAGUCUGUAGCGGUGGCGAUGUCGAGGCCUGUAGAGUGCCCUCAAGUACACUCAGUGCAGGUUCUGCCAGUGAAAGAGCAGCAAAACGAGCGAGUUGAAAAAAUUAAGUUAAACCAUUUUCCGCUUCGCAUGAUGUAAUGGAAACCAAACUACGCGCGGUUAGCGGUUGCUGACACGCCGCAGACGCCCCUUCUCCUGCGGUGGGAUCAGUGAGGACGCAGCAGCAAGAUCAUGGCCGACGCUGACAGGGAUCCGCCCUUGCAUCGAGUUCGUCACCAGGCGUGUGGCAUCAACUGGCGACCGACGAGAUUCGUCGACGACGUUCCGUACUACCACACCUGCGGUCUGUGCAGGUUGAUACCGAAGAAGACAGUGUUGUUGCCCUGCUCUCACGUGCUGUGCCAGUCGUGUCACAAGGGCAGUAUUGAGGAAGACGGUGGUGAUAGUGGCGUAUGUCCCUUGGACCAGGAACCAUUCCAAGUGAGCGAGUGCGCCCGGAUUAAGUUGUCGGUGACGAAGGUGAACAGCCUCAAAGCGUACUGUUGGAACCAGGAGCACGGCUGUGAGUACGUGGGUACUCUGCAAGACAUUCUCACACACUGCGAAGAGGAGUGCUCCUUUCACGCCGUAGCCUGCCCGCGUUGCAGACAGAACGUUCUGCACGCUGAUCUGCCGGCUCACUACGCGGCAGGCUGUGGUGGCGAGAGCGAGUCAUCGACCGAAAUUGACGAGCCUUCGGAACAGGACGGCGAAUUUGCCUCCCACGACGAAGGUUUUAGUCUGGAAGAUCUGAAGGCGUUCCUGAUGGAGCUUGAGGUGCUCGACACAGAUUCGCAGGAACAGAAUUAGAGCGUACUGUUUCGACUGAAACUAUGAGAGAGUUCUUGAGAGGACGACCUCUUUUUUUUUACCCUUAUGUGAUACAACCGUGAGGACGCAGGGACAUUUUCUCGAAUAUUUCUAUUUUCGAUUUCCCCUGGUGUUUACAAGGGCCAUGCACGGCAGUGAUAUUUGGAACAACAGUGCCCAAGUCUGUUCGACAUCACGACACACCUUACUUCUUUUUGUUUUUUCUUGCAUAUUUAUUUGCCAAUCAACACUGAAGAUCACAGGAAGAUGGAUGCUUCAAGCAAUGAAAAGUGAUCUAGAAGGACUUUUCUCCUUCAGCCAGAUGCCAUGUUAGAUCACUGUUGAUGACAUUUUGGGUUGCUUUGUAUCCACUUUUUUUCUUGUUUCGCAAUCUUUACGCUGCCUCUGAGUCGUCGACUUAAGUGUGCGAAUAGAUCAAGUGGAAAUAAAGAUUUUCAUGCUUUUGCUAUGGCAGUUGCGUAAGUGAUAAAAGUUAGAACGCACACAGGACACUUUGCUGUUUUUUUUUCUGCCAAUGCAGUGGUGUAGCAGUAUGCUCGCUGUUUCAACUUAUCAAUUUAGAUCCCACUUAGGCCUACGUAUGAUUUAAAAAAAAGUAGAGACGCGCCUCAAAAGAGAGACAGAGUUACACGUACGCAAUUUUUCCUUGGGAAAGCAAUACCAAGCCUUGGGAAAGCCAAACUUAAACCAACCCUAACAAAACCUUGAGGAAGCAUAUCAUGGAAAGCAAAGCGUCAUGUGCUUCCCAUGAUUCUCUCCUUGAUGUGCUCUCCCAUGAUGUGAUCUCCAAUGAUGUGCUCUCCCAUGAUGUGCU